ACAUAGUCUACCAUUUUCUUCUUUUGUUUUCAAUCUUUCAAACUACAAGUUCACGUCUCCAUUUGUUAAAGCACACAAAACAUCUCUCAAAUUCCUUCCAGGGUUUUGCAGCAAUCAUCUUCUUCCGAAGUGGGUAACCUUUUACUAAACAGAUCUACCUGUCAUCAAGCCUAAAAAUCAGACUUUUGAGCCCUCUUCAAAAGUUCAAAGUUCACGUUCAUAUCCUCCUGCCAGCGUUGCAUAAAAGAUCGAUCAUGGAGUUCUGGGUGGUUGCAGCAGCUACUGGUGCAGGUUACGUGGCCAAGCAUUGGCAGAAUUUAUCAGGGGAGAAAGAUGGCUCAUCAAAGCAGUCACAAUCUUUGCCAUCACCACGCCUGCAACAAGACGCACGCCAAGUGUUCGACAAAAUACCUGACCCAGUUUUCCCAUUGCCAAAGUUAGCAAAAAGAUGCUUGUUAGACAGAGAUGUUGAUCACGUUUCCGGUUCAACUUCAACCUUUAUCGAGAAACAAGUAGAUCAAGAUCACACAACUGAAAUCGAUGGAAAACAAGAGUACUUAGACACAUCUUCUAACAAUCGUUUACACAAAUUCAAAACCAAGAACAUGAACAGCAAACCAUUCACGAGUCUAAGGCCCUUAGUGGUAACUGGUAACAACAAAGAUUUAAAAGAUCAUAAGGUCGUGUUCAUGGAAGAAAAAGAAAAUGGCAAUGGUGCAUGUAUAGACGGCUCACCAUUCUUGGAACAACCAAUUGGAUCAAUGAAGCUUCCAAGAAGACAAAACGAAAAUUUUGACAUGGUGUUGUUGUUUGUAGGUAUUACAAUGGGGAUACUAUCGGGUACUUUUACUAAUAAAAAAGAAAUCGAGCAUCUAAAUGAUUUGCUAGAACAAGCUGAGAAUAUGGUUAAAGAUUUACACUCUAAACUUGAAAUAAAAGAUGGAUUUAACACAAAGAAGCUUGAAAUCGAGCCAGAUGGAACUGCAAUUGAUAGUCCAAAAGGGGAAAAGUUUGAGUUAACCAGUGACAUUGAGGCAGAACUUGAGGCUGAGCUUGAGAGGUUGGAAGAAAAUAUGAAGAGUUGCACAAUGCAAAGAUUGUCUAAUGUUGUUGAGAUUGAUUCAGACUUUGAAGCAGACAUGGCUAGAGGAGAUCUGAACCUAGAUACAGUCAACUGGCAACUCGAUAGUCAAUCCGAAUCAGACCCCAGGGGCAAAACUGGAAAAAGUAGCAAAAGUGAAAACACCAACCGCGUUUUCACUCCAAACUACGCAGUUUCAUCAAUAGACUUACAAUUACGCCUUCAUGAAGUAAUCGAAUCCAACCUCGAAGCACGUAUCAAGGAACUCGAGUCACUUCUCAAAAAUCAAAAUACCCAAAAUACCCCUCGUUCACAUUCACCAUGCCCACAAGAAGAAAACUCUUUCUGGGACUUCGACCACACCAGAAUCGAAUCUUUUUCAUCAACCCCUUAA
Lactuca virosa is the source of this 1475-nucleotide messenger RNA. The record is from the annotation of a GenBank genome assembly. Lineage: Eukaryota; Viridiplantae; Streptophyta; Magnoliopsida; Asterales; Asteraceae.